AUGGCUGGAGGAAGGAACAGUACAACAAUCACAGAGUUCAUUCUCUUGGGGUUCUCUGAGUUUCCACAGCUCACUGCUGUCCUCUUUUCAAUAUUCCCAGGGAUCUACCUGGCGACAGUGUCUUGGAACCUGGGGCCCAUCGUCCUCAUCAGGAUGGACUCCCGUUUGCACACGCCUAUGUACUUUUUCCUCAGUAACCUGUCCUUGCUGGACACUUGCUAUGUUUCCACCAUAGCUCCUAGAACGCUCUCAGACUUCUUCAGGAAGCAUAAACUCAUCUCCUUUCUGGGGUGCGCCGUGCAGUACCUCUUGUUCUCUCGCCUGGGUCUGACUGAGUGCUGUCUGCUGGCAGCCAUGGCUUAUGCUCGCUACGUCGCCAUCUGCAGCCCUCUGCUCUACACAGCAACAUGUCCCCCUCUCUGCGUGCAGAUGGUGGCAGGAUCUUGUAUAACUGGAUUCCUUGGCUCAUUCGUUCAGUUGUGUGCCUUACUUCAGCUCCGCUUCUGUGGACCAAACAUCAUCAACCAUUUCUUCUGCGACCUGCCCCAACUGCUAGCCUUAUCCUGCUCGGACACCUUGUUCUUUCAAGUCAUGACAUCUGUGCUCACAGUCAUCUUUGGGCUCAUGUCUGUCUUGGUUAUCAUGAUAUCCUAUGGCUACAUUGUCGCCACCAUUGUGAAGAUCACUUCAGCUGAAGGCCGGUCCAAAGCCUUCAGCACUUGUGCCUCCCAGACAGCAGUGGUCCUCUUCUUCGGCUCGGGCAUCUUUCUUUACAUGUACCCAGAUUCUGGCGGCUCCUCGAGCCAGAACAAGCUGGCGUCUGUCUUGUACACUGUUAUAAUCCCCAUGCUAAAUCCAUUGAUCUAUAGCUUGCGGAACAAGGAAAUCAAAGAUGCCCUAAACGUGUGGAAGAAGAAACUCUUUUCCUGGUGUUACUGA
Capra hircus (goat) is the source of this 939-nucleotide messenger RNA. Its product is annotated as olfactory receptor 1440-like. The record is from RefSeq and is a predicted model, not a curated record. Gene Ontology annotation, molecular function: G protein-coupled receptor activity; olfactory receptor activity; odorant binding. Gene Ontology annotation, biological process: G protein-coupled receptor signaling pathway; sensory perception of smell. Gene Ontology annotation, cellular component: membrane. NCBI's taxonomy places the organism in Eukaryota, Metazoa, Chordata, Mammalia, Artiodactyla, Bovidae.